Molecule: messenger RNA, 2370 nt
Organism: Pimephales promelas (fathead minnow)
Lineage: Eukaryota; Metazoa; Chordata; Actinopteri; Cypriniformes; Leuciscidae
Gene: prss35l
Product: serine protease 35 like
Biological process (GO): proteolysis
Molecular function (GO): serine-type endopeptidase activity
Source: RefSeq, a predicted model, not a curated record
CCGAUCCUCCUUGUCACAACACUUGGAUAGUACAUGCAGUUACAGAAGAGUCCACAGUUUUCUUCUUUCAUCAUUACGUUUGAGGGUACAACAAAAUGACAGGUCGUCCAUCUUUGUUGUUCAGACUGACUGCAUUGGCUGUGGCUGUGUCUUUGGUCUCCACUGGUGCUUCUACCACUAACUAUGAAGACGACUGCCACUUGACACAGAUUAAAGUCCCAGUGAUCCUGGACGAAAGCACAGUGAGGCUUCAAAGCCCAGAAUUCACUGCUGUCGACGCAAGUGAGCCACGAGUGAUGUGCGGGAUUGAGUGCCAACGAAAGCUGCCAGAACCGAGGCCUGCUGAGCUGGAACGACUACUGUCUUAUGAAACCAUCUACGAGAAUGGGACACGCAUCUUCACCAAAAUAAAACUGGAAGGGGUCCCUGAUUUAAGAAACACGACCUCUUCUGUGGUCUGUAAGACAGGACACCUUAAACGCAGGAAACGGCAGGUAUACGGCAUGGAUGGGCGCUUUGUGAUCACAGAUAAACACUUCACCACCAAUUACCCCUUUUCUGCCUCAGUGAAGCUCUCCACGGGUUGCUCAGGCAUCUUGGUUUCCCCAAGACAUGUCCUGACUUCAGCCCACUGUGUCCAUGAUGGCCAAGACUAUUUGAAAGGGACCAAGAGGCUCCGAGUGGGUAUCAUGAAGCUUCGCUCCAAACCCAGGGGAGGACGUCGCCAAGGAGGCAGGAGGAGCGGAGAAAAGAGGGGAGAAGCUGAAGGACAACUACUUCAAAAAGUUAGCGACAACAGAAGGAAAAGGAAGAACCGUUUUAGGCGAGACACAGAUUCAGACCAGUCCAGACAACCAGUGUUCCGGUGGACACGAGUCAAACUGACUCGAGUGCCGACAGGUUGGACGAGGAGGGCAGAGAAUGAGGUCUCGGCCGACUACGAUUACGCCCUUCUGGAGCUCAAACGACCCCAUAAGAUGAAGUUCAUGGAGUUAGGAGUCGUUCCAGUGGUUAAGGACAUCCCAGCUGGAAGAAUCCACUUCUCUAGUUUCGAUAAAGACCAAUUAGGGAAAGUGGUCUACCGCUUCUGUUCGGUCUCGGAGGAAUCGAACGACCUGAUGUACCAGUACUGUGAUGCGCAGAAGGGGUCGAGUGGAGCCGGUGUGUACGUGAGGCUACGGGACCAGGUGGGAAAAGGGAAGUGGAAGAGGAAGGUAAUUGGUGUUUUCUCUGGACACCAGUGGGUGGAUGUCGAUGGGAUACAGAAGGACUAUAAUGUGGCAGUCAGAAUAACACCUAGCAAGUACGCCCAGAUAUGCCACUGGAUCCAUGGAGAUGCUAGUCUGUGUAAAUUGGCCUGAAAAAGGUCAAUUCAAGCUCAAGUAACUACAUUAAAUGCAUCCAACUUGUCAACAAGUCCUCAAGACUGCUGGGACGGUCUACUUGCAAACUUUAUAACUGGUCUUAUUUGUGACCUAUUGGAAAGUUCAUGGCGAGUAGUUCUUCACAAGAUGAAAUUGGAUGCAGCAUAUUUCUGGUUUCAUGGCCAAAAUGUGAGACUGUAGGCUUCGUAAUAUCAAGCUCAGGCCAUGUUUACGUUUAAAAGCCAACAUCACCGGCUGAGGCCAAGUAGUCAACUACUGAAAAGAAAAACAACUCGACAUUCAGUACGUUUUUUGUUUAAGUUCUUGAAGAGUUCACCGAAUAUGAAAAGUAUCACCGGGUUACUUGGAGAAGAGCCUGUUUUCCACAGAAGAAAAGUGGAUGGUGAUUCACACUACCUCUGACAAAAUAAAUUGUGAACAGCUUAAAUGUUUUAGAAUAAAAUUAUUUUAAAGCCUGGCAGUGUAAAUCACCAUCCAGUUUUCCUGCAUGGAAAGUUGUAACUCACAUUUAUAGCUUGAAAUGAGUUGGUGGUAGUUCAUAACUGGCGUGAUUGUUUUGGUCUUAUUUAUUUAAUAUGAAAUGCCUUUGUCUAAUAAAGUCCAUUCAGUUAAAAUAUUGAAUUACAAAAACACCCAUUCAUAACUGAACAUCAGCGUCUGCGUCAAUGGUUUUAAUAUCUUUAAGCACAAAAUGCCAAUCAAUUUUCCUUUUUACAUCAUUCUGGUUUAUUGUUAUUCUUUUGAAAUGUCAGAAAAAGGAACAUUUGUUACAUUACACAUGACAAAUAGCCAUGUUAACAGCACAAAAUAAGUAACGCAAACAAAGUGCACAUUCUACACUAACAGCUCAUCUGUUGGAUCCAAAUAUAAAUACAAAGCUGAGCGGAGUGACACCGGAAGCAGCCAACUGAUGAUUUGAUGCAGCUGGGCUUUAACCCUCCAGAGAGCCUGAUUGGACAGCGUCCUGGUAGGACGGUCCGCCCUC